UCUUCGAAAAUCCAAAACGUUCAAGAAAUAUCGAAAACCUCCUCUGAAGCAACCCAGGACUUCUCUUCACUGCUAAAUUUCUGAAAAACCGUUGAGCGAGUGUGUUAUCAAAAACCCAUUUACAAUUCAGAGAAUUAACAGAUUUUGCUCUCCUGUGGAUUCUUCUGCUUCCUUUUGGCUUCAGAUUUUCUGUUGCUCUCUCUGUUUUUCUCUCUUGUUACAUCAUUUCUUUUUGGAGUCUUGAAUUAUGGGCCAAAGCCUAAAUUCCAUGAGCCAACAACGACCCAGAGCGGAGUUGCUCUAUGAACUGGUCAGCACUGGAAACGUGGAAGCCAUCAAAGCUCUUUGCAGGGAAGGUGCUAGCCUUGAGUGGAUUGACAGAGAAGGAAAGACCCCCCUCAUUGUGGCAUGCAUGAAUCCCGAACUGAUUCAUGUUGCCAAAACUCUUAUUGAAUUGGGUGCCAACGUCAAUGCUUAUCGUCCUGGGGCUCAUGCAGGUACUCCUUUACAUCAUGCAGCAAAAAAAGGCUUGGAACAGUCUGUUAAGUUACUUCUUUCCCAUGGAGCAAAUGCCCUGGUGAGGAAUGAUGAUUGUCAAACUCCACUUGAUGUUGCCAGAGUAAAAGGGCACACUAAUGUUGUUCGUGCAAUUGAGAAUCAUGUCUGCCAUUUCUCUGGCUGGUUGCGGGAAUUUUAUGGUCCAAGCUUUCUUGAAGCAUUAGCACCUAAACUGUUAUCAAGAACAAUUUGGGUGGUUGUUAUACCUUUUGGUUCCAGUAAUUCUACAAUGCCUCUCAAAAUGGAGCUCAUGAUAUAUCCUACUUUGCAAGAUGUGCAGCCUCGUUCAGUUAUUGCUCUUUGGAAGGCCAGAAUUGAGGAACCUGUUUUUCAUCAAAAGGAUCCAGCUUUAACUAUAGUUGAUCAGUUUUCCAAAACUCGGUAUAAGCUUGCAUCCGCCAUUGAGGGUGAUAAACAGCAACUUCGACAGUUACAUAAUGUGUGCGUAGGAAUUUCUCAGGUUAUGCCUCCCCCAGUGCUUGACAAUACUCAAACCUCAACUCUAGAAGCUGCACCUCAAACUUCUGCAGAAGCUGUUGAGUUGGCUGUGGGAAUGAAUGCCUCCAUCCAGUCUACUGCCAUGGAGAGACCCCCACUUCCUCCAAAUGCUCACCAGAGCUUUGAAUCAAUUGACACAAAUGGUUGGGGAGAUUCUACUGUGAAUGCUAGUCACAAUGGGUGGGGCCCUGCUGUAGGAACCGCAAAAAUAAAUGUAAGUAGCAAUGAGAGGAUGGAUGAGCCUUCAAAAGAAGAUUACAAUGGAUGGGAUUUGCCUGCUUCUGGGACGGUUGGCAAUACAACUCAACAUGGGCGAACCAGCGGUAAUGUUUCUCCUCUUGCUCCCACAAACAGUGGUGUUUCUACAUCCGAUUCUUCAGCUUCAGUUCCAUCUGCUCCUCCUAUUCCCAAGGAGUGUUUGGACGAAGGGCCAAUUCACUAUCCAUCCAUUGAUUUCAGCCCAGUGGACUGGUCUGUUCCAGCCAGAGAGGAUGGGGAUUCUGUAACAAAUGAUGUGAAAGAUAAAGGCAGUUCUUCCUCGUGUAUCAUAUGUUGGGAAGCUCCAGUAGAGGGAGCAUGCAUUCCCUGUGGUCAUAUGGCUGGUUGCAUGUCCUGUUUGGUUGAGAUCAAGGCCAAGAAAGGUGUUUGCCCUGUAUGCCGAUCUAAGAUAAAGCAGGUUGUGAGGCUUUAUGCUGUCUGAUAAGUUAACAUAUUAUUAUGGAGCUGGGAUUGUUUUAAGAUUUUGACAUUAAUAUAUUUUUUUAUCCAUGAGCUUGUGACAUUCAUUUAAUGGGGUUUUGAACAUAAAUGCACAUAUUGCAACCCUGCAUUUUUGUGAUGUACAGUUCGCAAGGGGAACUGCCCUUUCCUUUUAUGGAACUAUUCUGGAAACGCUGUUUUUUCAAUGUUACUGCAAUUACAGAGUA
Molecule: messenger RNA, 1982 nt
Organism: Carya illinoinensis
Lineage: Eukaryota; Viridiplantae; Streptophyta; Magnoliopsida; Fagales; Juglandaceae
Product: putative E3 ubiquitin-protein ligase XBAT34
Exons: 9
Coding region: 248-1756 (502 amino acids)
Molecular function (GO): protein binding
Source: RefSeq, a predicted model, not a curated record